Aspergillus calidoustus is the source of this 2256-nucleotide messenger RNA. NCBI's taxonomy places the organism in Eukaryota, Fungi, Ascomycota, Eurotiomycetes, Eurotiales, Aspergillaceae. The record is from the annotation of a GenBank genome assembly.
AUGUCAUCAAGACGGAAUCUCCUUUCACCGCGCGACUACGACGAGGACGCUGAGUCGCUGCAUUCUCCGCUAUCAGAGCAGGACUCUGACAGCGAGGAUGACGAUUUCCUGGCAAACUCCCGCAGCACCCUCGAGCUCUCACAGUACGACCGCACAGUUCUGGAGGACGAGGAUGAAACCGAGAAACUACUCACCAGAACCGGGCCGACUCAUGGGCUACGUCGGCUCUUCAGUCCGAAUCGAAGCAAUGUCAGGAUAGGGAAGAAGGAGGAAGCCCGGCGACAACGACGGAAAGAAAGGAAAGAUGCACGGAGAGCGCGCCGUGAGAAGCGCCAUGGCAAUGACGAGGGCAAUGAGAUGUACGAGAUGGAAGAGGGGCAUCGGGAUGACGAAAGCUCGCUUUUGAGCUCAUCAUCUUCCGAAUUGGAUGAGCGGGUCAAGGAGCAGUAUGCUGACUUUCAGGAUCGCCAGAAAGUUUCCUGGCGGAAGCUGACUCUGGUCUUCUCUGCCAUCUUCGUUCUCUUCCUCAUCCUUUUGCUCGGCGCGUACAAGGCCUCGGCCAGCUUCCGCUCGUCACAUUCCAGAACCCUGCUAUCAAACGGAACGGCCCUGUUCGCUCCUACGACGAUCCUUAUAUCGCUUGACGGUUUUCGCGCAGACUUUCUGAACCGAGGAUUGACGCCAACACUCAACGCCUUCAUUGCCAAAGGCGUCUCGCCGCAAUACAUGCUACCUAGUUUUCCCAGCGUCACGUUUCCGAACCACUUUACACUCGUCACAGGCCUGUACCCUGAAAGCCAUGGGAUAGUUGGAAACACAUUCUGGGAUCCAGAGCUAGAGGAACAGUUCUACUACACGCACCCAAGUGUCAGCAUGCAGCCAAAGUGGUGGAAUGCGGAACCUCUCUGGAUGACUGCCGAGAAUCAGGGUGUCAAGACUGCUAUACACAUGUGGCCGGGCUCAGAAGCGCAUAUUGGAGGCGUGGAGCCUACUUACCUGGACCAGUUCAACGGCUCGGAGGCUCUGGAACGAAAGACACAACGCAUCCUUGAGCUUCUGGAUCUACCAGGGCUGGAGCAGGAGGGGACAUCUCCCAGCCGACCACAAUUCAUUGCUGCAUAUGUUCCGAAUGUCGAUGCAGACGGCCACAAGUACGGCCCGAACAGUACUGAAAUCAGAGGCACGAUCGCCAAAGCAGACAACAUGCUAGCGGGAAUCUUCGCCGGCCUCCAGGAGCGCAACCUCACGGACAUUGUCAACGUUGUUGUCGUAUCCGACCAUGGCAUGGCCACAACCUCCACUGACCGGCUCGUCCAGUUAGACGAUCUAAUCGACCUCAGCCUAACAAGUCACAUUGACGGCUGGCCACUCCGCGGAAUCCGCCCAAAGAGGCCUGAAGAUCUCAAAACGCUACAAAACCAGCUCUCGCUCGUCGCGACCAAGUAUAAAGACGCAAUUGAGAUCUACACACGCGAGAAUAUGCCCGAUCGUUACCACUUCAAGAACAACGACCGCAUCGCGCCCCUUUGGGUAAUUCCCAAAACAGGCUGGGCUAUUGUGGAACGCCCAGAGAAUGAUGUCAAGGCAAUGCAGCACAACGGCGACGUCUACCACCCAAGGGGCAUCCAUGGGUACGAUCACGAGCACCCAUUAAUGCGGGCAAUCUUUGUUGCCCGUGGGCCUGCCUUUCCACAUGCGCCGAACAGCCGUGUUGAUGUUUUUCAAAACAUCAACGUCUACAACAUCCUCUGCGAUUCGCUGGGAAUCACUCCACACCCGAACAACGGAACCUUGCGCCUCCCAUUGAAGCCGAGCGGUCUUCAUUCUGACGAGAAUGCGCCAGCGCUGGAUGAUCCCUCUGACCCACCAACCACAGCAAGUGCGGAGAGCGCCACUAGCACGGACAAUAUUCCAACAGCAGGAGCAACAGCAGAAGCAACAGCAGAAGCAACAGCAGAAACAACAGCAGAAGCAACAGCAGAAGCAACAGCAGAAGCAACAGCAGAAGCAACAGCAGAAGCAACAGCAGAAACAACAGCAGAAACAACAGCAGAAACAACAGCAGAAACAACAGCAGAAACAACAGCAGAAACAACCGCGGCCGCUAACCCUGGAGAGGACGCCGACGGUGUUGAUUCAGAUCAGCCACACGGCUGGUGGGAUAGCAUCUGGGGUAAAGUGGAAGAGUUGAAAGACUGGGCCAGUGAUCUCUUUGAGAGCGUCAAAGAGGAUGUUUCGUCUCGUGGACGUGACUGA